Molecule: messenger RNA, 693 nt
Organism: Schizosaccharomyces osmophilus
Lineage: Eukaryota; Fungi; Ascomycota; Schizosaccharomycetes; Schizosaccharomycetales; Schizosaccharomycetaceae
Gene: fcf2
Product: rRNA processing protein Fcf2
Exons: 2
Coding region: 1-693 (230 amino acids)
Biological process (GO): RNA processing
Cellular component (GO): nucleolus
Molecular function (GO): RNA binding
Source: RefSeq, a predicted model, not a curated record
AUGAGUCAGGUUCAGCAUUCGCUUGAUCUUUCUGCAGUAUCAAGGCUGUUACAGUCUGCAAAAACCAGUUUGCAAGACAAACAAGCAAACCAAACAAACGAAGUACCAAAACAAGCUUGGGUGCCCAAAAUUCCUCAUUUGCUUGGCUCUGCUUCUAACUUGCCUUCAUAUUUCCAGCAAAAAAAUGUCCCAAGCGUAAAGAAGGAAGAAUUGGUUUCGAAUGCACCUUCCUACCUCGAUGAUGAUUCUUCCAUGGAAGAACCAACUACCUUGAACCCCCAUGUUCCUGCUCCUGGAAUUUCCAAAAAGAAAAAGCCUGCAAAGGACACGGCUGGAGGAGACUGGUUUGACAUGCCCGCAACCGAAUUAACUGAUUCCGUUAAGCGUGACAUUCAACUUUUGAAGAUGCGAAACGUUUUAGAUCCAAAGCGCCAUUAUAGAAGAGAAAAUGCAAAGCAAAUGCCAAAGUACUUCCAAACGGGCACAGUCAUUGAGGGUCCUCAAGAUUACUUUUCCGGUCGUAUUACAAACCGUGAACGACAAUCAACGAUCACUGAUGAACUUGUACAUAGUACCGAACGUCGUGAUUACUUUAAGAAAAAGUACCUCGAGAUUCAAAAAUCAAAGAUGAGUGGCCGCAAAGGACAAUACAAGAAACUCAAAGAAAGGAGGAAGCCUUCUUAUUUAAAAUAA